Molecule: messenger RNA, 893 nt
Organism: Ornithorhynchus anatinus (platypus)
Lineage: Eukaryota; Metazoa; Chordata; Mammalia; Monotremata; Ornithorhynchidae
Gene: DCTPP1
Product: dCTP pyrophosphatase 1
Exons: 4
Coding region: 70-591 (173 amino acids)
Biological process (GO): nucleoside triphosphate catabolic process
Molecular function (GO): nucleoside triphosphate diphosphatase activity
Source: RefSeq, a predicted model, not a curated record
UCCCGGCUCUUCCUCUCUCUCUCGCUCUCCCCCUCCCUCCCACUAUCGCGGGCCCCUCGGCGUGGCAGGAUGGAGCAGGCGCACAGCGAGGCCGGCGAGGGCCGGGGUGCCCGUGGCGCCCCCUUCCGGUUCAGCCCGGAACCCACGCUGGAGGACAUCCGUCGCCUCCAUGCCGAGUUCACCUCGGAACGAGAUUGGGACCAGUUCCACCAACCUCGGAAUCUGCUGCUGGCCAUGGUCGGAGAGGUGGGAGAGGUGGCGGAACUCUUCCAGUGGAAGUCGGACUGUGGCUCCGGACCGCUGGCGUGGUCGGCGGCGGAACGAAAGGCGUUGGGGGAGGAGCUGAGCGAUGUCCUCAUCUACUUGGUGGCUCUGGCAGCCCGGUGUCAGGUGGACUUGCCCCAGGCAGUGUUGGCCAAGAUGGAGAUCAACCGGCAGCGCUACCCCGUGGGCCUGGCCCGGGGGUCGGCCCGCAAGUACACGGAGCUGCCCCGCGGGACGCUCCUCCCGGAGGACCCGGCCUCGGGGCCCGGAUCCCCCCAAGGGCCGGAGGGAGAGAGGGCCGGAUCUACCGGGGAGAAGGCAGGAUAAGACCCGGACCGGAACCAGAUCCACCGUCGAGAGGACGGCACCGGGACACCCAGGGGAUGCGGAACUAAGUCUGGAGAGUGGGUGGGGACCGCGAGGGACCACGGGGCCAUCCUCGGUGCCUGGGCUGGGCUUGCGGGAGAAGGUCGGAGGGCGAGAGCUUCCUACCGGGUGCCCGUGUGUUUAGGGCAAGAACCAGGAGCCCCCGUUCUCCCUGUGGUGGGAAAACAGCCCAGAGUCCUUUUUUUUUUUUUACUCUCUUGCUGCAACUUGCAAGCUGCUCUGAAUAAAAAUGUUUUUGGAGA